AUGAAGCAGUGGGAGGAGACUUACGACGAACCAACAUUUACGGAAACCACAGCAAUAACUCGUACAAGCUACACGAUUUCUCCAAAGACAGUAGAGAAAGAGCAAGAGAAGAAACCUGAAGUGGCUCCGCAUCGUACAGGAAGCCCAGUUGAUGAGAAACUGAAGUCCAAGAAUAAGGAUGAUAGUUUCUUGAGAACGCAGUCUGAGUUCAUCGAUCGAAGUAGUGCUGUACCUCCUCAUAUUCUACUUCGAAGUGACGAAAAACCUCAAAUCUAUGACAUGCCGGCGGAAAAAUUGAAAAGGUACACAUUUAUUCAAUAG
Messenger RNA from Cooperia oncophora, 321 nucleotides. The record is from the annotation of a GenBank genome assembly. NCBI's taxonomy places the organism in Eukaryota, Metazoa, Nematoda, Chromadorea, Rhabditida, Trichostrongylidae.